Schizophyllum commune H4-8 is the source of this 539-nucleotide messenger RNA. RefSeq lists its product as uncharacterized. Bases 98 to 427 code for a protein of 109 amino acids. The transcript has a single exon. NCBI's taxonomy places the organism in Eukaryota, Fungi, Basidiomycota, Agaricomycetes, Agaricales, Schizophyllaceae. The record is from RefSeq and is a predicted model, not a curated record.
UCUCCCCCUUCCUCUCUCGUCCAGUAAACGAGUUUAGCGCCGUGCUCUCUGUGCUGCUGCUGCGCCUCGAUUAUCUCAUUACACACCUAUUGCGAGUAUGCAUCCCCCAUUCCAGUCCACGGUGCCACAGCUCGACGACUUCGGGGACGACGCCCCUUUCUGCCCACCGCCGGUCUCGACGAAGCAAGCGCCCAAGGCGCGAAACAAUACGCCGCCCAGCCCCUUCAAUUUCUCGUCGGUGUCUGCUUCGUCUGGCAGUCCGUACGGGAAAGAGGACGACUCCUCCAGUUCCGACGACUCCGACAGCGACGCGAGCUACGACUCCAGCGACGACGUGAACCCGACCAAAGUUGAAGAAGUUGAAUGGGUGUAUUCGCAGGACGCUGGAGGAGUAAUUGCCCUAAACAAGCGGUCAGUCCAUGAAUGAUGUUGUUUGUCGGCGCGUAUUGACUGUUGAUGGCAGCCCCGAGGGCGAAGAAGUCGACCAGAUUGCGGUUGAGGGCCCCCAGGCUGAGCACUGUGAGGCGGUCGAACACUAC